UCCGCAUUAGCAGGAACUGCGCCUUUCCUCGGCCAUUUCCCCGACGCUUUGGAAAGACUCUUAUUUCCUGAAAUUUAAAUCACUGGCUAGCGGGUUCCUGCCCUGCUCGCUUCCAGUCUCCCUUUCUCCUCUCAGCCUCCUCCUGUCUGCCUGGGACCCCAUCCGCGAGCAAUGGUGUCCACAUCCCUGUGCUGACCGAGGAGGCAUCCCCAUUCGGAGGUCUCGCUUCUGGAUGUCGUGUGGCUGAACCCCUUCCUCCCAACCCUCUCCAUCGACCAAACCCCGCCGCUCUAGGAGGAGCCUAAAUAUCUCCUCUCCCCUAGCUGCAGGGGAUUGUGGUGCGUAAACAGGAUUAACUCUCUCGCCCCCAGCCACGCUGAUCUACCGGGGGCCUGCAGGCUGGCGAGCCCACGGGUGCCCGGAGGGCGCAGCAGGGGAAAUGGGCAGGCUCGGGGCCUCGCAGCUGUCCCUGCGGUGCGCUUCCUCGCCUAGUGGGGCGGGAGGCCACAGCCUCGGGAGCUGCUCCAGAGCCCGUGCGGACGGCCGCGACGGCGAGGGCUACUAGCGGCAGCCUUCCCUCCGCCUCCUCCCCCCUACUCGCGCUUCCUCUCCGCCCACCGCCCUCCAGCCGCCCGGUCACAGCCCGCGCUCUCCUCCGCCCCCCGGAGCCGCCGCGCCCGCCCUGCCGCCCUGUGCCCAGCCAUGGGGGACCUGCCCGGCCUGGUGCGCCUCUCCAUCGCGCUGCGCAUCCAGCCCAACGAUGGCCCGGUCUUCUACAAGGUGGACGGGCAGCGCUUCGGCCAGAACCGCACCAUCAAGCUGCUCACCGGCUCCUCCUACAAGGUGGAGGUGAAGAUUAAGCCCAGCACGCUGCAGGUCGAGAACAUUUCCAUUGGUGGUGUGGUCGUCCCACUGGAACUGAAGUCGAAAGAGCCUGAUGGGGACAGAAUUGUUUAUAUGGGCACAUAUGACACAGAAGGCGUGGCCCCAACCAAGAGUGGAGAACGACAACCCAUCCAAAUCACCAUGCCGUUCACUGACAUUGGGACCUUCGAGACGGUGUGGCAAGUCAAGUUCUACAAUUACCACAAGCGAGAUCACUGCCAGUGGGGCAGCCCCUUCUCGGUCAUUGAGUAUGAGUGCAAGCCCAACGAGACGCGCAGCCUCAUGUGGGUGAACAAGGAGUCCUUCCUCUGAAGAUGGUUCUUGCUGAUGUUGCUGGACAAUCGCUUCCGAAAUCUAUUCUUAGAUAACCCAGCACAAGCCUUCACCAAGGCACACCACACCGUUGCUGUUUCCCGUCGGUGCCAAUGACCUACUGGCCCCGAUUAUUUGGAAAGUGUAAUUCCCCUCUGAUGCAAUGUCCCCGACAAAGGAGCGCGAUGUACCCGCCCGAGAAGAUCCCUUCUGUGUUCUGUGCCGGCUCCCUGCAGCCAAUUGUUCUCGGCCGUGCCGUUGGCCGCUCGCGCGGACCUCCGUGGCAUUGGCAGGCGAGUCCCAUAUUUCACGGUUCCACGGAGUGACCCUGGUGUUUUGUUUCUAAGUUGAGUGAUCCCCCCUUCUUUGUUAGCCUUUACCUAAAAAAUAACAAUGUGUGUGGGUUCUUUCCCAAGUGUAACAUGGUAACGUGUAACUUGCAAUGUUGUGCAACUCUCAAAGCAGGCUUUGUGAACAUGUGACGCAAACAGCAGGGAAUGGGACUCAAGUGGGCUUCCCGUGCACAGCUCAGCUUUUUCAGGGAAGGGAGAUGACAAAAUAAAAGGAGAGCUAUUGAACGAGUAUUCAUAGUGUGUUUAUGAUCAUAAUGUGUUUAAACAGUUUCAGGUACCUAAAUUGUGCUGUGACGGAGUGGCGAUGGGGAAAGGCAGGGUGUGGACCACUGUUAAACAAGGCGACGGCAGUUACAGGGUCAUCUCGUUGGCCAGCUGCCCUAGUGUCCAGACGUGCAUAUUGACGCCAUUCCCACCCUCUCCUCCACUUGAACUUUGUAAAACUGUGUAUGGAACUGUAAUCAACUUUUGAUAUUUCUUAAUAAAGGUGUUGAAAAUCAUA
Myotis daubentonii (Daubenton's bat) is the source of this 2052-nucleotide messenger RNA. RefSeq names its product cannabinoid receptor interacting protein 1 (gene CNRIP1). Lineage: Eukaryota; Metazoa; Chordata; Mammalia; Chiroptera; Vespertilionidae. Gene Ontology annotation, cellular component: plasma membrane. Gene Ontology annotation, biological process: negative regulation of signaling receptor activity. Gene Ontology annotation, molecular function: type 1 cannabinoid receptor binding. The record is from RefSeq and is a predicted model, not a curated record.